Setaria italica (foxtail millet) is the source of this 1845-nucleotide messenger RNA. Its product is annotated as hippocampus abundant transcript 1 protein. The record is from RefSeq and is a predicted model, not a curated record. Bases 78 to 1433 code for a protein of 451 amino acids. The transcript is spliced from 13 exons. Gene Ontology annotation, biological process: transmembrane transport. Gene Ontology annotation, molecular function: transmembrane transporter activity. Lineage: Eukaryota; Viridiplantae; Streptophyta; Magnoliopsida; Poales; Poaceae.
CAUAAACGCAUGCGAUUUUUGUUAAUCUCCUCAGUUCGUGGAGAAGUUUCACGGCUCUGCAAAAAGCCGAAAACACCAUGAAGGACUUCGCCGGGCUGGACCACCUGUUCGUGGUGUCCUUCCUGUUUUACUUCUCGUACAUGGUGAUCCCGGCGAUCACCGACGUCACCAUGGAGGCCGUCUGCCCCGGGCGCGACGAGUGCUCCGUCGCCAUCUACCUCAGCGGCUUCCAGAACGCAGUCACCGGGGUGGGAGCGCUAGUGGUGACCCCGAUCGUCGGGAACCUGUCGGACAGGUACGGCCGGAAGGCGCUGAUGACGCUGCCGGUGACCAUGGCCAUCGUGCCGCUGUUUGUUUUGGCGUGCAACCGCUCGGAGGUGUACUUCUACGUGUACUACGUGGCGAAGAUCGUGUCCGGGAUCUUCUGCGAGGGCACCAUGCAUUGCCUCUGCUUUGCCUACGUGGCGGACCACGUGGGGCCCAGCCGUCGCGCGGCGGCGUUCGGUCUCCUCUCCGGUGUGUCGGCGGCCGGGUUCCUCUCGGGGACCCUGACCGCGCGCUUCCUCACGACCUCUUCCACCUUCCAGGUCGCCGCCGCCGUCGCUACAGCGGCCGCGCUUUACCUCAGGGUUUUCCUACCGGACUCCGGCGGCACAUCCUGCGUUGACGAAGCCUGCGAUCCGCUCCUCCAGCCUUCAUCUUGCACCUCCUCCACCUCGUCUUCCGCUUCGUCCUCCGAUGAAGAGCUCUCGCCGAGGCUGCCGCCGCCGCAGAAGGGCGGGCUGCCGUCCGUAUCCGACAUGGUCGCGCUUCUCACUGGCAGUUUGACCUUGUCAGGGGCAGCAACCAUCACUUUCUUCUACAGUCUAGGUGAACAUGGACUUCAGACAGCAUUGCUGUACUACCUGAAGGCACAAUUUGGUUACAGCAAAGAUGAGUUUGCUAAUCUACUUCUAAUUGUUGGUGCUGCUGGAAUGCUAUCACAGCUAACUGUAAUGCCUAUCUUGGCUCCAAUUCUGGGUGAAGAGAUACUUCUUAUUGUCGGGCUGCUAGGAGGAUGUACUCAUGUUUUCUUGUAUGGCAUCGCAUGGUCAUACUGGGUACCCUAUUUGUCUGCAGCAUUUGUAAUUUUGAGUGCUUUUGUUCACCCAUCGAUAAGAACCAACGUAUCAAAAAAUGUCGCAUCAAAUGAGCAGGGAAUUGCUCAAGGAUGUAUAUCUGGGAUUAGUUCUUUUGGCAGCAUACUAGGUCCCCUCAUUUUCACUCCCUUGACUGCGUGGUUCCUUUCUGAAACAGGGCCCUUCAACUUUAAAGGUUUCAGUAUUUUGUGUGCCGGCUUGUGCACCCUCAUUGCGUUUAUUAUCAGUUUGAGGAUGCGUGGGGCUCAAUCUAGUGCAUCCAAGAAGAGCACCGUUGAGCAUGAGCAAGCAUGACAUGGUAUAGUGCCGUCUACUGGGUUUUCAUUCUGUCCAUGUACAUAGAUAGAAAAGGACUGGAUGAAAGAAGGUAAACUGAAGCUAAAAAAAAAGAUAUAAUGUGGCAAACUGCUGGAGAAACAUGCUCGAUUUGGAAUAGUUCCAGGAGAAGGAAUUGGCCUAUCAACUAGGCAUUUUAUCCUUCACUAGAAUGUUGCGUAUUGAAAAUUGAAAAUUGCCACGCGUCGAGCAAGUUCAGUCGUGUUGUAAAUUUGCUGCUAGUAGCACGUACUGAACUACUGCAUCUUCUGCCUGUUGCUUCACUGCUUCAGAGUGUCCAUGAACAACACUCUAUGGAAGCAGUUCACAAAGAACGUGAAUCACUGAUCAGUUAAGUUGCUUAUCAAGUUUUACGUGCAUGUUCGUGUGA